AGAAAAAUGGAGUCAUGUGACGUACUGAGCCUGGGGCCGCCAUAUUCUCCAACUAGGUAAAAGGUUAUUUUCGGUCAUUCACUGCUUUGCCGAGCUGUAACUGCAUCUGUUGUUAGAGCUUAGUCACGCACAUUCUGGAGCAUUUCUUCACAUCCUUCAAAAGCCUCUCUACAGUCGGGAGCUAGACAGACUUCAGCAGUCGGUGGCUCAUCGGCAAGGAAGAAUAGCAGAACACACCUGAAGAUUUUGAGGGGAAAUAAUUAUAGCAAGAAUAUUUUAUUGUCCACUUUUGUGGUUUAAAGCACCUCUGUUCUUGAAGAAUAAAAAUUCCGCAUUUUUUCCUGUGCUGAAAGUCAGAACAUCAAAUAACAGUGCUUUUGUGUUUUUCUUCAGUCUUUUUGCCUCAGUGGUCACUUCUUUCCAUGAGAAUCAAUCUGCCCUUUUCUCCAGUAUUUCUCAUCUUUUGUCUGUAUGAGCUACUUGCUUACGUGCUACUGACUGAGCUGUUACAAUGACUUUUAAAAUGGAUGUACGUUCUGUCAUUUUUGUCCCUUUGCACCUGUUUAUGAGGCUCUGCACCUUCCUUACUUUUGUCCCAUGGUAUUUUUUUGCUGAUGCCCAUAGAAAAAAAACCAUGGCCAAGCGGCUAAAAGCAAAAUCCGUCACCGGCAAGCCAGAGGGGCCGUAUCGCUCGGUGGACCACUUUGAGUCUCUGGCUCGAAUGGCCUUCGAGGGGACGGACACCUUGGAUAAGCUCUUCGAUCAUGCAGUGCGUCGCUUUGGGAGUGCAGACUGCCUGGGCACCAGGGAAUUAUUGAGUGAGGAAAAUGAGAAGCAGCCUAAUGGCAGGGUUUUCAAAAAGUUGAUUCUUGGAGAGUACAGCUGGCUCUCCUACCAGGACGUGGAUGUGGCCGUGGGCAAUUUCGGUAGGGGACUGGAAGUUUUGGGCCAACAGCCCAAGCACACUAUCGCCAUCUUCUGUGAGACCCGUGCAGAGUGGAUGAUCAGCGCCCAGGCCUGCUUUAGGCACAACUUCCCAUUGGUCACUUUAUACGCAACUUUAGGAGAGGAGGCCGUGGCCUAUGGACUGAACGAAUGUGGGGCCACUCACCUCAUUAUCAGCCUGGAGUUGCUGGAGACCAAACUGAAGAAUGUGCUGUCAGAGGUACCUAAUCUGAAGCAUAUUAUCUAUGUGGGCAAAAAAAAGAUCAGCAGUACUGGAUACCCAGAGGGUCUGCAGAUUCAUACCAUGCAGGCGGUGCAGGAGCUGGGAGCCAAAUCUGACAACCCGUCUGUAGCAGCCCAGAGGCCGCAGCCCUCUGAUCUGGCAGUCAUCAUGUACACCAGCGGUUCCACAGGACGGCCUAAAGGUGUCAGUAUGAUCCAUAGCAACCUAAUUGCUGGUAUGACGGGACAGUGCGAAAGGAUCCCAGGCCUCGGGCCGAAGGACACGUACAUCGGCUACCUCCCACUUGCACAUGUGCUGGAGAUGACAGCAGAGAUCUCAUGUGUGACCCACGGCUGCCGGAUUGGGUACUCCUCACCCCUGACGCUGUCUGAUCAGUCAUCAAAAAUCAAAAAAGGGACCAAGGGGGACUGCUCUGUGCUGAAACCCACUUUGAUAGCGGCAGUUCCGGAAAUCAUGGACCGCAUAUACAAAAAUGUAAUGAGCAAAGUACAGGAGAUGAACUACGUACAAAGAACACUCUUCAAGCUAGGCUUCAGCUACAAGCUGGAGCAGCUCAAGCGGGGCUAUGACGCACCACUCUGCAACAUACUGCUGUUCAAGAAGGUAAAGGCUCUCCUUGGGGGGAAUGUUCGCAUGAUGCUGUCUGGAGGGGCCCCCCUGUCUUCUGCCACGCAGCGCUUCAUGAAUGUCUGUUUCUGCUGCCCCAUUGGCCAGGGCUAUGGUCUAACUGAGACGUGCGGCGCUGGGACCAUCACUGAAGUGACAGAUUAUAGCACUGGCCGAGUCGGGGCCCCUCUCAUCUGCUGUGAGAUCAAGCUGCGCGACUGGGUCGAAGGUGGUUACACAGCACAGGAUAAACCUCAUCCUAGAGGAGAGGUGAUAAUUGGUGGCCCCAAUGUUGCUAUGGGCUACUACAAGAGUGAACAUUUAAACGAAGACUUCUUUGUGGAUGAGAGUGGACAGCGCUGGUUCUGCACAGGAGACGUGGGUGAGAUCCACUCAGACGGGUGCCUGCAGAUUGUUGAUCGUAAAAAGGACCUUGUUAAGCUACAAGCUGGGGAGUAUGUCUCUCUCGCCAAAGUGGAGUCUGCCCUAAAGAGCUGCUCGCUAAUUGACAACAUAUGUGCAUAUGCCAACAGUGACCAGAACUAUGUUAUAAGUUUUGUGGUGCCAAAUCAGAAGCAGCUGACAGCACUGGCUGCUAAAAAGGAGAUCGAAGGAACCUGGGAGGAAAUCUGUAAUCACUCAGUGAUGGAGUCUGCAGUUCUUCAGGCCAUCAAGGAGGUUGCUGCUUCGUUCCAGCUGCAGCGGUUUGAGAUUCCUGUCAAGGUGCGCCUCAGUCCGGACCCCUGGACCCCGGAGACGGGCUUGGUCACAGAUGCCUUCAAACUGAAAAGGAGGGAGCUGAGGAACCACUAUCUCAAUGACAUUGAGAGAAUGUAUGGAGGGAAGUAGGACCUAAAUCCUGACCAAAAACAUCCCAUGAUUCUGUCUAUGUGCCGUGGUAUAUCGGGGCGUGUAUUCCCAGGAAUUCAGUAAACUUUUGUAAUUUUCAGUAAGUGUUGUCCAUUUGCCUUUAUACAUUUUGUACAAAAUGCUAUACCUGUGAAAAAUGACUAAUGGAACAGAAACAUUUUCAUGAAAGCGUGUGUAAAGUGACGUGUAAAUUAUUUACAGAUCAGUGUUUCUCAGCCUGGUCCUUAGGGGGCCCCCAGGCAGUGCAGGAUUUUGCUCUGUCAGUCCGCAAAAAACAUGGGUUGUCUGGGGGUCCCUGAGGACUGGGCUGGGAAAGGCUCUCAUAGAUUGAGGUUCAACUCUGAAGGGUCAAUGGUUACACUGUUUUCUUUGCUGCCAGUGCUAGUCAAAUUUACACCUGCUGUGUAGAUUUAAGGGUUAAGUUCAGUGAAUACAUUAUACGGUACAAUGAAUACACAAUGUUCUAUUUUAAUGUAUUCAGCUAUCAAAAUUUAAAGGUUUAUUGUCUGUUGGUCCUUGCAAUUUAGGAAUUUUUCAAUGCACUUGUUUUUCUGCUUUAUAUUAUAUUGGUGUUUUGUCUUAAAUGAUGGUAUUUUUUGCUUACUUCAAAAGAAUUAUAUAUUUUUUUGCUAGCUUUAUUUAUUUGGUGUAAUGUCAACAUUUCUCUCCUAAGGACAAUUGUCUGGCAUUAUAAGCCUUGUAAAGUCAAUUUUGUUAAAGCUUGAAUAAGUUUUGAGUCAACUGGUUGAAAUUAAGUUAUAAAAGUGUGUUAUGAUGGA
This is a messenger RNA of Brienomyrus brachyistius, 3444 nucleotides long. RefSeq names its product long-chain-fatty-acid--CoA ligase 4-like. The transcript is spliced from 16 exons. Gene Ontology annotation, cellular component: plasma membrane; lipid droplet; endoplasmic reticulum. Bases 512 to 2644 code for a protein of 710 amino acids. Gene Ontology annotation, molecular function: arachidonate-CoA ligase activity. NCBI's taxonomy places the organism in Eukaryota, Metazoa, Chordata, Actinopteri, Osteoglossiformes, Mormyridae. Gene Ontology annotation, biological process: neuron differentiation; long-chain fatty acid metabolic process; long-chain fatty-acyl-CoA metabolic process. The record is from RefSeq and is a predicted model, not a curated record.